AUGGAUAAUCAAGCCUACCAGGAGUUGGACUGGGCCGCGUUGAUCAAAGAGGUCUAUGGCGAUGCUCCCGCAGAGGUCCCAGCCGAGCAAACUGAGCCCCACGACAAUAUGCCGGCAGUUGGCGGUCCUAACGGUGAAUCCGAGGACUUCGAGAUAGACUAUGCCACCAUGGAUCCUGUCAAACUCGGCCAGCGCAUUGACAGUAUGUUUCCCCUGGAUGAAGCUGAAAAGGUGGUUGAAGCCUCCGCUGUGAACAGUUCUGACACAGCCUGUGACGGUAUCUUUGUCCAGAAUCUUCCCCAUGUCGGUGUCGGAUUCUUCCAUAUGAACAAUAUUGAUCCAGCCCUUCUCAGUCAUGGCAACCAGAACGAUGGUUCUUUGCUUGGGGCCGGAGAAUUCUACAGCUAUGGAGCACAGCCGCUUAACAACAAUGGCGGAAACGAUAACGAGGGGGCUUCUGACGACCAUCCAAACGCCUACCAUGGGUUCUCAUACCCCAACCUGAUGAACGACGCCGUUCAGAACUACCAUGACGUUGUUUACGCACAGAACAUGAACAUGGCAGGGGGGGAGUAUCCAGUUCAUCCCCAAGCUGCGUCCCAGACUUUUGAGUCUAAUGCCAUCUAUGACAUUGCAUACGCCGAGAACCUAGCACUGCUAGCAGAGCCUGAGGAUCCGGUCGCCCCGCAAGCUGCCGCGCCUCAAACCCCUGGAUCUGAUCGUGAUGCUGAUCAUGAUGCCAUCUUGGAGGAUAUCAUUCCUCCGGGUCCCGCAGCUCCAUGGGCGAAUGCCAACGACAACAACAUGAGCGAUGCCCCCGAGGCUGCGGACGACCGUGCCAAUGGUGUUGGGCUUCAGACGUGCACAUCCUGCGGCACAAAUACAACAAAAGCCUUCCGAUUCUGGCGACGCCGUCCAGGACUUUCAGAAUUCGGCGCCCAAUCCGGCCCGCCUAAUCCCCUGCCCUACUGUUUGGACUGCGCCGACAGGACCGCCGUAGCUUGGGUGCGGGCCCGCCCUCAUAGACGCGGCAGGCGUCCCCUUGAAGCCCCAGGAGGGUUCAGAGCUGCCGUCAUCAAAUUUCUCCUUGACGGGGCCCAUGUCCCGGAACGGCUGCUGGUGGCCGACCGCUACCUGUUCUGCCGAGGCUGUCUUGAUCCCGAAGCCAUGGUCGGCACGCCUAACGACGUUUGUGACACCUGCCUGGGAACUAUACGUUGCGAUGACUGCGGCCGCUGCGAAACCGCGGCGGGUCGGCUGACGGGGCAUCGUGAUGGUUCGACGCUCUGCCAUCAUUGUGCCGCUGCCAGGGGCCGGCGUCGCAGACAGGCAUUGGUAGGUAUAUGA
Molecule: messenger RNA, 1347 nt
Organism: Canariomyces notabilis
Lineage: Eukaryota; Fungi; Ascomycota; Sordariomycetes; Sordariales; Chaetomiaceae
Exons: 1
Coding region: 1-1347 (448 amino acids)
Source: RefSeq, a predicted model, not a curated record